Molecule: messenger RNA, 6268 nt
Organism: Lutzomyia longipalpis
Lineage: Eukaryota; Metazoa; Arthropoda; Insecta; Diptera; Psychodidae
Gene: sra
Product: protein sarah
Exons: 2
Coding region: 1-693 (230 amino acids)
Biological process (GO): calcium-mediated signaling
Cellular component (GO): nucleus; cytoplasm
Molecular function (GO): nucleic acid binding; calcium-dependent protein serine/threonine phosphatase regulator activity
Source: RefSeq, a predicted model, not a curated record
AUGGCACAACCGGAGGAGAAUGAUAACCUCUCACCAGCCGAUGAGACGAAUAUCUUUAUUAAUCCUGCCGACGGUCUACCCAAUCAGCAUCCAAUACAGCACAUUGAUUCCGAUGAAGAUCACAACACAGAUGCGGACACCCUCGAUGAUCUUCCCACAUCAAUUAUUGUCACCAACAUUCACUCGGAAGUGUUUACGAAUGAAGAGCUAAAGGCAGACAUGGAGAAUUUGUUCCGCACCUUCUCGGAUACUGUUACAUUUCACUGGCUCAAGAGCUUCAAGAGACUUCGUGUUAACUUUGAUUCAGCCAUUGCGGCUGCAAGUGCACGCCUGCAGCUGCAUCAGUAUCAAUUCUCCAAAUCCAUCAUUAGUUGCUACUUUGCACAGCCCGUGACACCAGUGUCUCACAAGAAUCUUCAGCCACCAGCUCCAGUGAAGCAAUUCCUUAUAUCACCACCAGCUUCACCACCCGCUGGAUGGGAACCACGAGAAGAGAAUGAACCACUUGUGAAUCACGAUCUCCUGGCUGCGUUGGCCAAUCUAACACCUGGCGAGAGUCACGAGGUACACCCACCUACAGAGAGUCAACCGGCUAUAAUUGUUCACACGGCCCUCACAGCUGGCGGAGAUGAUUCGGCUGAAGCCCAAAAACUCAAAAUAAUGCAUACCAAAUGUCCAGAGAGGCAAUCAUAAAUUCAAGGUUUUAAAGAGUACCUACACCUACAGAAAGAAGAUAUACUUUAUUAUGUAUAUAAGUAUACCAAAUGAGGUAAUUUGCAAAUUAUCUCUUAUACGUGAUUCUAUUUAUUUUGACAAAAUUCCUCAAAUUUCUCCUCUCUCUCUCUCUCUAUCUAGUCUAGUCGUACAUUAUAUAAAUUCUGGGAUAACACUAAUUUCGUUAGCAACAUAUUCUUGGAAUUUCCAUUUAAUUUAAAGAAAAGAAAUUUGACGCUGGCUGCUGCUUGAAAUGACUAUCAUUGAGAUAUUUUAUGACACUGGCGCAUCUCUAUACUUAACAAUGUCUUGCUAUAACAGCUUUGUUAUCUAUCAUUUUUCCUUUAUGUUGUAUAAAGAGAAAUUCCAUAUAGAAAACUUUAGCUAUUACCAGAAGUCUGCACUCUGCUCUGCUGCAGUUUAUGUCAGCAAUUUUCCAUUGUGCACGAGGAUAAUGUUCACUUUUUUUAUUCAAUUUAUUUUUACUUACCCAAUUUGUCUUAUAUUUUUCAUUUCUUUCACUAAAUUAGCGUCAUUCAAAAGAACUUUACACCGAAGCUCCAGAAAUGUUUUGAACGUGGAUUAACCAAUAAGCGCUCUACUUGAGUUUGUCAACCAAUCAGAAAGGACUUAUUCUUCUUCUUAUUUAUUGUAAUUUAAAAACAAGUUCAAAGCUGCGAUUUUAUUGGAUGUUCAAACAAAGCUCCACUCCCACAUUCCGUCAAAGAAAAACACAGUUCUAGUGCAAAGUUUCUUUGAAUUCAGAUUCUUUUCCUUAAAAUAUAUUUUUCCAUUAAAUAUUCUUUGAAAAAAAAUCGACUUCUAUUGUCAUCCUCUAACGUUUAAAUCUGAUGUUAUUGAUUUUUAUUUUAUGAAUAGGGGAGACCGGGGUAAAAAAAGUCAAUUUGGCAUAAAUUCUUAUCUGCAGGAUUCCCUAAGGACAAGAAAAUUUCCUCAAUAGGUCAUUCUUAUAGGAAAUUUCCUUGCCUACAACUUUGUCUCAGACCACUUUUCUCUAUCUCCCCGAGAAAUAUGAGUUUUCGAGCUUUUCCUGAACCCUUCCGCUUCUGACUUUUUUUAAACGCGGCGGGUAAAUAUAGUCACCAGUUGGCUAAAUAAAGUCGGUCGAAUUUUCCGACAUUUCCAAUGAUUUUUCACCUGAGAGAUUGAUAGUAGUUGAUAGCUAAACUUCUCACCUUUUGAUCCGCGACAAGGAAUUUCACUUUUAUACGCACUAAAACAGAGAAUUUUGCGAUUUUCUCAAACACGCCAUUUUGCAACAAAUGAAUAGAAAAUAUGCCAAAAAUUUCGAUCUCCCAUAUGAAUUACAUGGGAUGACUAGAUCUACCCCAAGGGGUAUGUUUUGAUUCAAAAAAUUGUAGAGAAAAAUCAUUAAAAGUUAUUGAAGAAUACACCUUGGCAACAUUUUCUGAAGUAACCUAGCUAGUGAGAAAAAUUAUCUGAUUGGAAAAUUGCUGAAGGAAAAGCUCGGAAAACGCGUUUUUCUCAAUACGCAAAAGUUUGGGAAAUGGGCCAAAAAUCUAUUUUCUUUUUUAACUCCCAAAGUACUGAUCGGAUAACCUCCAAAUUACUGCCAAAAAUUAUAGGUUGGUAGGGCUUUGCACCCUAAUUUUUUCCGAUUUUUCCGAUUUAUAUUUUGGGAGAAAUUGGCAUUUGAAAAUUCCAAAAUGACUAUUUUUACCCCGGUCUCCCCUAUGCAUUAUUGAUUUAAUUUCUAUUCUAAAACUUUUACAUAAAAUGAUUCUAUUACUCGUGCCACCACGACGAAUGUAUUUUGUAAAAAGUUCAAGCGGUACACAUAAUAAUUUAAAAAUAAAUCUCAAAGAAAAAAUUUGUGCUAAUUAAUUUUUGUGCAAAAUAUGAAUGUAAUUCCAAUCAAAUUAAAAAUCCAACUGCAUUAAUUGCAUAUCGUGUCAGUGCCAGCUUUUCAUCCCUUUCAAUGCCAAUAUGGGAAAUGAAUUCUCUCGAGGGAUUUCAUAGUUUAAUUGAGUAGCUUGGUGCUGACUGUGCAUAUAUUGCCAUUGUUGCGAAUAUCCUUUACUGAAGCAACCGUUUGUCUGCUCUAACGCAAUCAGUGUAAUUGAGAAGAAAGUUUAUAGAAGAUUUGGAAUAUUGUUAUAUGUCACGAUGUGAUGUAAAUUUUCCAAUUUCAAAAUUAUCACAAAAUAUGUAUUCCAUUCACCCUUUUAACUGCAAUACAAACAAAAUUAAUUGUCAUUCUUUAUGCACCAACAGAAUCAAAUUAUCGAAAAACAAGAAAUUAUAAAAUGUAACUGAUGUUCCCACUUGGUGUGUGUGUGCGCAGUAUGUUUUAAUUAUUAAACUUCCGGAAGGAUUUUACAUGAGGAAUGAGAUGAUGCAAAAAGACAAAGUUGAAUUAGAUGGGUGUGUGCAGCAUGUUUCCAAUAACACACGAAUGGAAAGUUUUAUUGCAUGCGGAUAUCAAAUUGUCCUUCACCAUGCUACAGGAAGAAAUGAGAAAUUCCUACCUUAUACAUUUCAAGUUUUCCCAUUUAAUCUGAUUUAAAUGAAGUUUUUCUUUGAAAUAUCAAGAUGCACAGAAUUUGCAAAGUAAUCCCAUGAAAUCUAUAAUGCUUGAACUACAUUUAUUAUGCAGUACAUACAAUACAACAUAAGUAGAUUAAUUUGUUCAUUAAUUUUACAAGAAUUUCUCAAAGAAGAACGGCUGUAAGGGUAAAAUUCAUAAAGGAAGAUUUUGCGAUAAUUUAACAACAACAAAGUUAUGCAGAGAAGUAAAUAAAGUAUAUCAGCUAUUCCAGUUUGAUGCAAUUACCGCAACGCAAAGCCCCAAGACUUUACGUAUAUAGGUAACCUUAUCUUGGUUCUUAAACUUUGGAAACUUUAGCAAAGUAUUUGAAUGCUUUAAACACAAUUUAAAUUUCCUUCCAACUUUACAUAAUUUGCAAAAAAAAGUUUUUCUUUCCAAAUUGUGACAAAGAAAUCUAUAAUCGUCAAUUUUAAUUAUCAAAAAAAGAAAUAAACAAAAAUAUAAAUUGAAAUAAAAAGAGAGAAUAAUGAUAAAGAAAGAACAUAUCUAUUGAUGCGAAAAUAAAAAUAAAAAUGAUUUAAAAAUACGUAUAUGUGAUAUAAAAUAGAAAAAAAUUAAAUAAAAAAAUAUUCUGUGCAUCACAUCAACUUUUUUUUUGUUAAAUGUUCAAUUCAAGAAGUUGUCUAAACACCAGAAAAAAAAUGCUACGAAAUUAGUAAAAAUCCGUAUUAAAGUAGAUAUUUAAGUACAUUAUAAAACGUUUUAUUGAAUUAUGCGAAAAGGGUGAGAGUUGAAAAAGCAUAAAGAUUAUGUCUAAGAGGAGAUGGAAAGAAAAAAAAACUUGUCUUCCGUAAAUUACAAUCAGAUAUAAGAAUAAUUUAAAGGAGAUUUAUUUUCAGUUUACUUUCCGCACCGUUUUUUAUGUUUUUAAAUAUUUUAAAUGUUGUUUAGCAAAAAAGACACGAUUUAAAAAAAAUACAGUGGCAAGUAAAUGAGGACUGGUUCAUAAAGUAGAUUUUAAAGAUUUCUUUUUCUUCUUAAAAACAUGAGUCAGUUAACAAAUAGGUCUACAUAUUUUGAGCUACACAAAACUUUAAAAAAAAUAAUUGAUGUCAGAAAAAGUAAAUCUUUUAUUUUUCUUUAAUAGGUCACUAAAUGAAAUCUGACUGAUAAAAACGAUUCAAAAACACAAUCAGUCAAAAUUUAACAUUAUAAUUUUCAAAUUUAAAAAUAAAUAUUUUUAACAAAAUCUAACUUAUAUCGACAUCAAGUUUUUGAUUCAGUUUUGGAGUAAAAAAUACCUAACAAUCCGGUGGUCACUAUAGAAAAUAUUCAAAUUAGUUAAAAUAUUCUCGAAUUAAUUUAGGAAAAUAAAUCUACAACCAAGUCUACAAAAGAAAAGCAAAAAUACUUUAUGAACAGUCCUCAUUCAAUAUUAUAAAUAUUUAGGGGAGAGCGGGGUUAAAAAAGUCACUUAAGGGUUUAGAAAAAGCUCAAAAUAUCAUAUUUCCCAAAUAGAUAAAGCGAAAUGUAUUGCUCAAUUCUUUAGGAAAUUUACUACCCUACAACUCUUUCUCAGAUCAUUUUGUUCUAUCUAGCUAGUAAAUAAGAUAUUUUAAGCCUUUUCCAAACCCUUAAGUGACUUUAUUAGCCCCGCCCUCCCCUACACGAAAAUAAUUUAACUUAUAAUUAAAAUGUUUAAAUAUUUAAACACAAGAAAGUUGGAUAUUUUAGAUGAGUAAAUUAACGAUGGAUUGCAGUAGAUUUAGCUACAAAAAAAAGUUUUAAGCUAUGUAAUAAAAAUUGCGGAAAGAUAAAAGAAAAUAUAGUAGAAAAGCGUGUUUGUAUUUUAUGAUAUCUAAAAAUAUACAUAAUACCUGACGAUGGAUUUUGAAAACAAAUGAAAAAUAAAUGUAAAUAUUCUGUUUUAGAUGCAUUCAGUUUUUACGGGGGGUGUUCAUUGAAACUGAAGGGAAACUAAAAGUUUGGAUGGUGUAUAAAUGGAAGAAGGAACAAGCAGUUAGUAUAAUAAAAUUUGACCAAUUAAUUUAAAUGGCCCAACUUUGCAUUAGAAUAGCCACAUAUUUAUUUUUUUAAAAAAAUAGAGGGUGGAAUUUUGAGAGGAAAAAGUUUAAAAGAAAUCAUUCAAUGGAUAGGCCAAUUCUAAUAGAGAGAUGUUUGCUAUUUCACGUAGUUCAUUGACGGAGCGUUUUAUGAUCAAUUUCUCCUUUUUCUUUGUUUAGUAUUAGCACUUGAUUGUAGCGUAUACUGUCUUUUCUAGAAUGACAAAAUAUUUAUCCAAAAACAAAAUAAAAAUUCUCUAUAUUCUUAUAAAAAAAAAUCUAAAAGGGAUAAACUAUAUAUUAAUGGUAAAAAAAAACUCUAUAAAUGUCACUGCAAAAUAUCCCCCUUCCUCGCAAAAUGUUCAUGGUUAAGGUGAAAAAAAAAACAAAACAGUCGUAAUAUUUAUUCAAUGUGUAAAUAAAAAACAAGAUUUAUUGAUAUAAUGUGAACAGGAAAACUCACAGAAGGGGUAUAGCGCAGCGAGUUGACACCAAAUGAGUGUGGCAAAGAGAGGAAUUUUAAAAAAGUUGAAAAAUGUAGAAAAAAUAUAUAAUAUAAUUUAUUCUUCACAUCGAAUUUCUUAGUAAUUUGACAGAGAUGUAAAAAUAUAUUUAGUCAUUAUACAUAAUUAUAUUCAAUAUAUAUUUUACAUCUUAUUUAAUAUUUUUGUUGUCUAAUAAAUUCCUCAAUUAUAUGAUAUACCAUAUAAUUUCCUUCUAUUUAAAGUAAUACACAUAAAAAAAAAGAAAAAUAUGUCUCGAUUCUGACAGAAUAUAUUAUAUACACGUUAGUUUUUUUAUAAUAUAAAAAAAGAAAUUGUUGUUAAUUUUUUAUUAUCUUCGUUGUACAUAAAAUAACAAUAAAAAAAUACAGAUGAAUGUUGAUUAUGGAAUAUUAUAAUCUCAGAUAAAUAAAUAAAAGAACAAUAGUUAUUGUUCAGAAUUGGAAAUUACAUAGGCA